Messenger RNA from Ilyonectria robusta, 1204 nucleotides. RefSeq lists its product as uncharacterized. The transcript is spliced from 2 exons. Bases 102 to 956 code for a protein of 284 amino acids. The record is from RefSeq and is a predicted model, not a curated record. NCBI's taxonomy places the organism in Eukaryota, Fungi, Ascomycota, Sordariomycetes, Hypocreales, Nectriaceae.
GCCCAGUGCAUUGGGCCGGAACCGUGGCUCUGCUGAGCGUGGGAUAGUCUGAGGCAAACUAACCUCACUCGCUCCAUUGCUCCAUCCUUACUUUGCACACCAUGUCGAUCCCGUCAGUGGUGCACGUUUUCGAGUCCGGAAUCAAUGCCGCGUCCACCAGCACCCUGGAGGCCUUGGUCCGCCGCCAGCUGGAAAUUGCUACCAGGGAACUGUCCAUGACGGCCCCGGCACCAGCCUCGACGCCGCCCGUCCAUCCCAAGACUCUAAUCAGUGACAUGGGAGACUACCUGACCCAGGCUGCGCGCGUGUGGUCCCGCUUGACCGACAACCUGGUUAAUGGGUCGCAUGUGGAGAUGGCGGCUGUCGAUGCGCAUGAGCAGUCGAGGCUAGGGAACCACGUCUCCGAACUGUCUCCCCUCUUCCUCAUGGAUGUAGAACUUCGAAGACUAUGUAAAAUCCGGGACCUGACCGAGAAGUUCUCCCGUGAGGUCCAGGAGAUUUGGUUGCCAGUUCCCCCCGCCUCGCCCGAUACGCCAGUGCCAGUGCCAGCUCCGCAGACCGCCUUCUCGUCCUUCGAGAUGAAGCGAACUCCGUUGACGCGACCUCCGGUAGUGGCAAGCGAGGCAGAGACUAGAGUCCACGGCAGUCAAAAGGCACUUCCGACGUCACAGAUGUCCCCCGGUCACCCCUCCUCGCCCUGCGACAUUGCAUCCAUGUCAGAUGACUCGGAGGAGGACGAGGACGAGGACGAGCAAUUCGCCAGGAUCGACAUGGAAGCUCUGAAGCAGAGAGGCAAGGGCUCGUACUACUGCCCCCUGGGACAUCGUUGUGACAAGGGUGGGGUAGACAAGGACGGCAACCUAGUGCUCUUUGAUCGGAAUUCAUCCUUUGCGUACGCUUGCCACUUAGCCCAUUCAGCUUACCUGAAUCCAUUAGAGACGUUCACCAUCCGCUAACCACCAACGCAGACAACACUGCAACAAACAUCGGAAGCCGUGGCGCUGCGACGUUCCUGGCUGUCCAAAUCCUCCCAAAAAACGAAAGUUUGCCCGCAGAGAUGGUCUUGAGAGACACAAGGCCACUGUGAAGCAUCGUGUCAUGACAUGAUAGCGGGUCGGUGAGACGAUGGACGUGUGCUUUCUUUUGGGGGUGGGAUGGCCAUGACCGGUCAGUUUUCCCGCCCGCUCUAGAUUAGAUUAUGAUU